AUGGCAACAACACCGCCAUCGUCCACCGUGUCCCAUACCGGACCUGCAGCAGUUAACAUCCUCCCCAACUCGGCCGCGCAGGCAUACGCUCAUGUCCACCCAACUCUCCUAUUAGCAGUGUAUGCCAUUCGAUUUCCGGCUUUGGUGGCCGAUCCUGCCUCGACAUUAUUGAACGAUUUACCCCUCUACACUGCGCUGCAGGUCGUUUAUGUGGUCACUUGCCUACCGCAAGCUGGCUCUGUUCACCAUCAUCAUACACAUGAAGGCGACAGUGAUGUAGGAGGAAUAAAACCCGGCAAAGCGCCGUAUAGGAAGAAGCAUGCAUCAGCUAAUAAUAAGUCGGAUACACUCUUCCAAAAACUGACUGCGGCAUUCCUCUCUCUCACAUUAACCCUCCUUCUCGGUACACCCGCUCUAGCCCUCCUACUCAUCCUCUUCGGCGCCCCCUUCACAACACACAACGCCCACACCAUCCUGUGCGCGGCACACAUGGCGCUUUUAUCCGUGACUCCGCUCGUGUAUGUCCACGGCGUCGAGGGCAGUGCGUGGAAGGAAAUCUGGGCGUUUGCGCGUCCAUCCGAUGCCGUUUGGGGCGGUGCUUUGGGUGCUUGUCUCGGGGCUUGGUUAGGUGCUGUUCCGAUUCCGUUGGAUUGGGACCGUCCGUGGCAGGCUUACCCAAUUACGAUUCUAACGGGGGCGUAUCUCGGGUAUGCGUUGGGUCAAUUGAUUGGUCGGACUCCUUUGCUGUAUGGAAAGAGGGUGGAAUUCGCUUGA
Molecule: messenger RNA, 774 nt
Organism: Talaromyces atroroseus
Lineage: Eukaryota; Fungi; Ascomycota; Eurotiomycetes; Eurotiales; Trichocomaceae
Product: Glycosylphosphatidylinositol anchor biosynthesis protein 11
Exons: 3
Coding region: 1-774 (257 amino acids)
Biological process (GO): GPI anchor biosynthetic process
Cellular component (GO): endoplasmic reticulum membrane
Source: RefSeq, a predicted model, not a curated record